AUGAGGACUUUCGACCUUGAAAUAAACGCCAUCCUUGAGCCAGAGAUCGAUGUCGGCUGGAUCAGUCGUGUGACAGUCUCCCUCUUCCACCGCUGUCGUCUCAUUGGCGAGAAGACCCUGAACGACACCUACAUCUUUCGUGGCGAAGAAAACGGAGUGAAUAUCAGGCUCGAGAGCUUCGAAAUCCGGAACAUGACUGCAUUCAAGCGCUUCUUCCAGAAAUUGAUGCCCGAGAAGAACCACGCCGAGAAGAAAGCGGCCACGAAAGCUGUUAUCGCUACGCUCGAAAAUGAUGAGAACGGCCAUGAGCUCUCCAUCGGUAUAGACUUGAACGACGUGUCGAAGAUCUCCAUCGAAGGCUUAGCCUUUAACCGAAGUAAUGACAAAAUUCGUCUCGCCUUCAUCGCGUUCCGCUCGGGUACCGUCGACAUAGAUUUCGGAUGCUGUCAGUUCAUACUCAAGAAGGAUAAGCAGGUCUUGGCCUAUCUGGACGGUCGUUUUGCCCUAAAGCCUGACGGAUAUUCAGUAGUAAUGGAGGGGAUUGUUGCUUCUGAUGUCGAUAAGGCGUUGUUUGGCGGAAUGGGAACUCUGACGGGGUUCUUGACAUAUGACCACAACAAUACUUUCCUUGCUCAUGCUAUUCGGUUGUUCGAAAUACAAGUCAAAUUGAGCUAG
This is a messenger RNA of Trichoderma citrinoviride, 675 nucleotides long. RefSeq lists its product as hypothetical. NCBI's taxonomy places the organism in Eukaryota, Fungi, Ascomycota, Sordariomycetes, Hypocreales, Hypocreaceae. The record is from RefSeq and is a predicted model, not a curated record. The transcript is spliced from 2 exons. The coding region runs from base 1 to 675 and encodes 224 amino acids.